This is a messenger RNA of Megalobrama amblycephala (Wuchang bream), 2723 nucleotides long. RefSeq names its product innate immunity activator a (gene inavaa). The transcript has 10 exons. Bases 731 to 2500 code for a protein of 589 amino acids. The record is from RefSeq and is a predicted model, not a curated record. Gene Ontology annotation, biological process: adherens junction maintenance; positive regulation of protein ubiquitination. NCBI's taxonomy places the organism in Eukaryota, Metazoa, Chordata, Actinopteri, Cypriniformes, Xenocyprididae.
UCAAAAUGUAUAUACCUUCAGAGGCUGAUGCAUGGGCUGAUGACAUUUACGUCAAAUACUCUUUCAGCAAAUUACUUUGAACAGUAUCGGGCAUGCUGCCACGCAGGGAAACAAUCAAGUUGUGGCAGCGUGAGCGUGCCAUUUCAGACACUAUUCAUAUAGUCCAGAGGACUAUUCGCCAGCUGUCCUCUUGUUUAACUCUAUUGUCUCGGUUUUCUCCCGCUGGCUCUGUUAGACACGCCUAUAGCAGAAGAAGCGUGUGCUGCCUUCAAAAAGAUCACACGCGCUUACGAAGCAUCUAGACAAACAUUGGCGAUAGGGAGUAUUUGCAAUGGUAUCGCCCAGGUUUUUACCUCUAAACUUGAUUACAAGCACAAUUUGAAAAUUUUCCUUUAUAAAAUUGUAAGUGAGGGUCUAUUAAUUUGAAUACGUGGGUUACUUCAUAAAUACGAACUGGAGAAUGUUUUAGCUGCAUGGCACACCCCCUUGCGCAGAUUCGGUUUGGUACAGUCCAGUGGCUUUUGGCUAGCUUGAGUAGAGACUCAACAUCCAGCCGCACUGUGGAGUCCACCGGCACACGCGCAUCUGCGGGAACGGAAUGAACGGAGGGUGUGUUUUGGGCUGGAUACAGCAAAGAAAGGUAUGAUUAAGAUGGUCACAUCUGCAGACUGAUCUGAGAUAUUGUUUUGGGGGGGUUUUCAACAAAAACUGCAGAAUUACAAAAACAAACAUGGAUUGUAAGGAGGAGAUCAGUGACUCUGAUAGCGGGAUCAUUUUAAACUCUGGCCCAGACAGCCCCACGUCUCCGGUGAAGGACCUGAGCACUCACACACGUGCCAUGAGGCUGAAGCAGCAGGCCCUUGAGGACAGACUGGAGCUGUGUGUCCUGGAGCUCAAGAAACUCUGCAUUAGAGAGGCUGAGCUGACUGGAAAGCUGCCCUCUGAUUACCCUCUCCUGCCUGACGAGAAGCCUCCGAAGGUCCGGCGACGCAUCGGAGCCGCUUUUAAACUGGAUGAGGGUUUUAUUUCACAAGAUGGCGAGGAGUCUGAGCUGCACGCGCUGGAGGCUGAUCUCGCCCUGCAGCGGCAGAUUUAUGAGGCGGCCCGAAAGCUCUCCCUCGAGGAGCACAUCAGCAAACCGGUGAGGAAAAGCCGACUGCAGCAGUGUAAACGCGAAGAGAAGAAGCUGAAAGAGCUGCAGGAUGUGAUACUGAAACACCGCAUCAACCACGGCUGUGUCUCUCCACAGACCUGCUAUUCAUCCAGACAGAGAGAUCUUUGUAUGUCUGAUGACAGCUCACUGUCUGACGCUGUUGCCUUGGAUGAUGAUUCCGACUCUGCUCCCUUUUCUCCGGCUGUUCUGGGGUCUUCCACAGACAGCAGCAUCCAGCGAUUGACACUCUUACCCAAUAAUGGUCCAAAGCAGUCGAGCUCCAGCUCCAGUCUGGACUAUGAUGCCUCACCCAUCCAGAACUCUCCAUGGAAGGAAUCCAGCUUGGACCAGCCCUACCAGAAACAAAAACCAUCUCACUCCGCCUGCAGCAGCCGCUCAAGCAGUCCAACAGGCUCACCAACAGACAUGAGAAUGGCAGAACUUCCUCCAGCACCCCAGUUUGUGUUUAAAAGUCUGCCAGUGCGGAACAAUCAGCCAAACAGCGCCCCCUCCACCCCAGAGCUGCCACUGCGCCGACAGUUCUCUCAGUCCUUCAGACUUCCCAGAAGCAAACCAGAAUUGACCAAGGCCAGCUCAGAACUGGGACGGGGCCGGACCAAGUUGCCUCGUCGACGAGUGACCGAUUUUGCGUUAGCCUACUCAGUUCAACGUUUAUAUCAGUGCAGCUCUGAAGACAGCAGCUCCGAGCUUUCCAUUUCCUCAUAUAGCAGUUCCUCCAGCCGAGAGACAACCGCCGAGGCGCCUAAACCAUGUCCGCCACCAUACGGCUACCAUCGCACUGCUCCAAAUAAAGCACCAGGCCAGCUCAACACCAACAGCCCACCCAAAAAUAACAACAACAACCCACCUCACCUCAUGGCCGGCCCCAGUCAAGUGAAGAUUAACAACAGGACACCACUUCAGGCAGACAUGGGGAGGCUGCAACUUGGACCGAAUUCACAAUCUGGUACCGUGCAUAGUAAUAAACCCCAACAAGUGGAGGUUACUUCACCCAAACGGAUUCUCAAGCCUCCCCCGCCGUACACAAAGGUGGUACGCACAACAUCGCUAAGAGAGUACCCCAAUCAUCCCAGCCGGGUGCUUCCUCGAGAAAUGGUAUCAGGAGAGCUUAAAACCUGGCACCAGAAAAACAAUUUAGCUGUGUCCAAACACCGCUCACUUGAACGGCAAGGAUCGAUUCGAAUUAAGCGCCCAGAGCCGCCACCCUACCACCAGAUUCCCUCUCAAAAACAGGUUUCUCAGAAAGUGAUUCUGCAAAGGGCUUCCGAUGGAACGCCGCUGCAGUGGUAUGAAGAGGAAAACUCCGAGAUUGUGAGUCAGGUGUAAACCAGGUAGAAGAAACCAGGAGGAAAUUACACAGAGAAUAAGUGAACUCCUUGUACACCUUCUUUAGUUUUAUUUAUUGAGCCAAUGGACUCAUUGAUGUAGCCUGAUAGUGAAAAUUAUGUUAAUUCUCACCAAGACUUUUUGACCAAGUUGGAGCUGAGCCAGUAAAAUAUACGCCUCAAUUCCAUAUAUGCCUACAUUUGUGAUUAAAUUUCAAGUCUAA